This is a messenger RNA of Linum trigynum, 952 nucleotides long. The record is from the annotation of a GenBank genome assembly. NCBI's taxonomy places the organism in Eukaryota, Viridiplantae, Streptophyta, Magnoliopsida, Malpighiales, Linaceae.
GGUCCGGUUCGGUUCAUUAAUCCUUUUCCUUCAAGCAGCGGCCACUUUCCUCCUCCUGACCGUCUCACGUACCCUUCAUAUUACGGCCUAUUAUCCCCCUCCUCGUCGUCCUAUAAACACAAACAACCUUUCUCUCUUCUCCACAUUCACUCCUUCCUAGCAAAACCCAGAAAACCACAAACCCAAAUUCACUUUCAUUCACUUUCAAACAAUGAAGUCCGUUACAGCUGCAACGCUUCUGCUGCUCUGCCUUAUGCUCGCCUCCUCUGUUUUCGAUGUGGCAGUCGCCGGCUCAGAUAUGUGCGACUCGAAGUGCGGGGUAAGGUGCUCGAAAGCAGGGAUGAAGGACAGGUGCCUAAAGUACUGCGGGAUCUGCUGCGACAAGUGCCAGUGCGUGCCCUCUGGGACUUCUGGCAACAAGGACGAGUGCCCUUGCUACAGAGACAUGAAGAACUCCAAGGGCAAGCCCAAAUGCCCCUAGAAAUUUGUCAUGUGUGAUUAAUUACUCUGUUUUAUGUGAAAACCCUGAUGUUUAGGGUUACUCUUCUUCCUUCUUUCUUCUUAUGUGUGUUUUGGUUUGUGUGUAUUGCUUACUACAUAUGCAUAAUUGCAUACUUCCCCUGCCUUUAUGAAUAUAAGUUAAAGUAAGUUAAUUAGCAAUAUGGAAAAUCUGGUAUGAAUUAGAUCGAGACGUAAGACGGAGUCAGAGUGUCGCUUCAUAAUCAUAGUUCAUAGACGGAUUCGAAGUCUUUUGAUUUUGUUAUAGGACAGAUGUAAAAUUUGGUCAACGAAUAAUAAUUUUUUAUAUGUUCGUACAAGUGAUCAAACUCGCCAUCUUGAGCUGAAGCAGCUUCUUGUUGGAGUUUUUAGAUAAGUACUUUAAAAAAAAAGCAGUUGAGUGUUUGACUGUAAAACUAUUAGAAGUGCUUUUUAAUAUAAGAGGUUGUGUAAA